Messenger RNA from Penicillium samsonianum, 597 nucleotides. RefSeq lists its product as uncharacterized. The transcript has 2 exons. The coding region runs from base 1 to 597 and encodes 198 amino acids. Gene Ontology annotation, cellular component: cytoplasm. Gene Ontology annotation, biological process: secondary metabolite biosynthetic process; amino acid activation for nonribosomal peptide biosynthetic process. Gene Ontology annotation, molecular function: phosphopantetheine binding. NCBI's taxonomy places the organism in Eukaryota, Fungi, Ascomycota, Eurotiomycetes, Eurotiales, Aspergillaceae. The record is from RefSeq and is a predicted model, not a curated record.
AUGUGGACGCCUGUGGCAAAGUUGGCAGUGAUUAUGGCUGGCGUGGUGGUCCUUGUGGACCCAUUCCAGGCCGCUGAACGCUUGCAACCCAUCACUUCACAGGUCGAUACGCGGUUGAUUUUGGCGUCGGAAAGAACCAAGGAGAUCACUAAAGAAAUCACUUCUUCCGGGGUUUAUGUCGUGAAUGAUACUACGGGGACUCCCAAAGGGGUCGUCAUUACCCAUGCCAACGCAUGUAGCGCUGUGGUCCACCAGAAGCAACACUGGGACUAUGAUAAUACCAAUCGGGUGUUUGAUCUGUCCUCUCAUGGCUUUGAUUUCGUGUGGGUGCCAUUUCUCCCCAAACUGUAUGCGGGUUCGUGCAUCUGCAUUCCUUCUGAAGAUGGCCGCCGGAACAACAUUGCGGGCGCAAUUCGUGAAUUGAACGUCAAUUAUCUCAAUAUCACGCCUUCUUUAGCUCGAUCUAUGGACCCCAAAUUCCUACUAGGUAUAACGAAUGUAGCUAUGGGAGGCGAGGCCGUUCGAUUAGAGGACAUCACUCGAUGGGGGGGGAAGUCAAAAUCAUCAACGCCUACGGUCCAUCUGAAUGCACGAUAG